CAUGCCCCGGAAGUGAAGCAGCCAUGUUGCCGAGUGACCCGGGAGUGGGAAGAGGUGGGGUUGAAACCUCUGAAACGCGCCGCAGCCCAUACGGUGAAGGAGUCAGAAGCCGCUGAAGGGUUUUUUGUCCUUCGUCCCUCCCGGAGUUCACCCUUCCUCCGUUCAUCCUCCAUGGCAGCGUGGACUCGUGAAGCAGUGCUGAACCUCUACCGCGCUUUGCUGCGUCAGGGGCGUGGCCUGCGCUAUACUGAUCGGGAUUUCUAUUUCACCUCAAUCCGGAAAGAGUUCCGCAAGAACCAACAUCUUGAACAGCUUGAAGAUAAGGAGAGACAACUGGAAAAGGGCCAGGCUUUCCUACAUACCAAACUUGGUGGCUUGGUUUAGAAGUUUCCUUUUCCAUUCUUCUGUCCCCUUUUUCUCAGGCCCUUUGAUCACUUGUUCUGUAUGGUUAAUAUUGGGUAGUUGUUGCAAAUUUGAAAAAAAGAAACCUAAAAGGUUCCUGUAUACGUCUCUGGGAAUAUUACUCUGUCCUCAUCACAGAUGCUUUAGGUUUCAGGUGGGUUAUGUACAGCCAUGGAGUGCUGUGUUAAUUAUUCAUUGUGUUUAUUGUUGAUUGCCAAUUCAGUUCUAAAAUUCAGUUUUAAGAGAGUGAAGGUAAUUCAGCUAAGAUACCAAGGAGCAGAGACAGCUCUGAUGACAUUGCAA
This is a messenger RNA of Heteronotia binoei (common prickly gecko), 705 nucleotides long. Its product is annotated as mitochondrial ribosome and complex I assembly factor AltMIEF1. NCBI's taxonomy places the organism in Eukaryota, Metazoa, Chordata, Lepidosauria, Squamata, Gekkonidae. The record is from RefSeq and is a predicted model, not a curated record. The coding region runs from base 172 to 384 and encodes 70 amino acids. The transcript has 2 exons.